GAAUGACGGUCGCUUCGAGAUUUCUCUCUCCGUCUCCAAGUCUAAGAGAAACCGCGGAUCGUUAAAAUAUUUGCGUAUCCUCGAACGCCGCCGCUGGCGCUUAUCGUGGACGUUUCCGCGUUAUCUCGUGGGUGUCGGUUAGCUCGAGGCGAUACACGCUGACCCAAAACUGACCCCGUGACUCCCGAUAAAAUCGUCCGGAGUACUGCUUUCGUGAUUCGCUGAAAACGGAGCUCACGAACAUCCGCCGAUCUCUCCGUCAGUGUCCGUCGGCUCGGUCAGCGAGAACAUUCACGUAGCCGUCUCGUAUAUCCGCCGACAUACCAAAAUGUUAUUUCUAAUACUGACGGCGUGUCUCCUCGCCGUGACUCACGCCGGAUGUCCCAUGAGGCCGACGGUGGAACAAACUUCCGCGAGCAGGACGGCAGGCGACGGCGGUUACAGAAUUCUCAUCAGCGGACAGACGAAUGGAUACACUCCGAAUGCAAUUCAUACGAUUAGCCUGCAAGGAUCGCAAACGCACGAGAGGCUACAACAAUUCACGCGCUUCACGCUCACGGUGCACUCGCAGCACGCGCCGAAUAAUCCCACGGCCCGCAUCGGUUACUUCCAGCUGUUUCCAGAUUCCUUGACUACCUUCAACGAGGACUGCAUUAACACGAUCUCCGAGGCGGCCGAUUAUCCGAAGUCCGAGAUCCAGGUGAUGUGGCGGGCGCCGGAAGCCGGCUCCGGCUGCGUCAUUUUCACCGCGAUGAUUUUGGAGAAUAACGUACGAUGGUACGCGGAAGAUGGUACCCUCACCAAGACUGUUUGCGAAUUGACAGACGCGGAAGUUGAUAAUUUGAACGAAACCAGAUGUUGCGCUUGCGACGAAGCAAAGUAUUCGCUAACUAUGGAGGGCAUUUGGUCGAACAAAACACACCCGAAGGACUUCCCUUUCUCUGCUUGGUUGACCCAUUUCAGCGACGUCAUCGGUGCGUCGCACGAACCAAAUUUUUCCUUCUGGGGUAGAGAUCACAUCGCGACGGACGGUUUUCGACAAUUGGCCGAGUGGGGAUCCGCAACGGGCGUGGAAGCGGAAUUGAGAGAGAAAUCCAGGCUUCUUAGAACGCUUAUUAAAGCCGCUGGUCUUUGGUAUCCUAAUGUUAAUACGAAUACGACGACGAGCUUCAGGGUAGAUCGAAAGCAUCCCCUUCUCUCGGUGGCCUCGAUGCUGGGCCCGUCUCCCGACUGGGUGGUAGGAGUGAGCAAAUUGAAUCUCUGUCAGAAGGACUGCACCUGGACGAGGAGUAUGAUAAUCGAUCUUUAUCCCUGGGACGCCGGCACCGACAACGGCAUCAGUUACAUGUCGCCGAAUUCUGAGACGAAACCGCGCGAGAAGAUGAAGCCGAUAACGACGCUCUAUCCGGAGGACCCGCGAUCACCGUUCUACGACCCGUCCGGCAGGCCCAUGCACCCACUGGCCAGACUGUAUUUAAACCGCGAGAAGAUUAUUCCGCGCGGAUGCGGCGAGGAACUGCUGCAGCAGCAAGUAGCCGAGUUGGAAGUGGCCGAGAAUACCGAGGACACGUCGAGACCGGAGUGCCAGACGACGGAUUAUUCGCCGUGGUCGACGUGUUCGGUGACCUGCGGCAAAGGCUUGAGGAUGCGCACGAGGUCGUACAGAAUGCCGGAGAAAGCGGUGAUGUUCAACUGCAAUAGGCAACUGGUUUCGAAGGAGAUGUGUGUCGCGUCUAUUCCCGAAUGCUCGGGAGAAGAGGAGAACGACGACGACGACGUGAUUUCGUUGCAGAGCGACCCGCUUUGCGAGACCACCGAAUGGAGCGAGUGGUCCGAGUGUUCGAGCACGUGCGGCAUCGGUUUGAAGAUGCGAACGAGAAGGUUCCGCGACCGCCGCGGUCGCAAACGGUGCCCGCUCGUGUCGCUCGUCGAGAAGGAUAAGUGUAUGGAGCCGCCGUGUCAGACGGGAACGGAAGAGCAGCUCGAUCCCGUGUGCAAGGUGACGGACUGGUCCGACUGGGCGCCCUGCAGCGCUUCCUGCGGUAAAGGUGUCAAAUUGAGGACCAGACUGCUGAUGGUCGAUCCGUCGCUGCAAGCGGACUGCUCCUCGCGCGUGGAAUUGCUCCAGCAACGGCCGUGUCUUGUUCAGUCGGACUGUACGUUCGACAUGGCGACGGCAAAGGUGGUGUGCAUGGAGGACGCGGAUCCCGGCCCGUGCAGGGGCUACUUCCAGAGGUGGGCUUUCAAUCCGCAGAAAUUAAUGUGCGUGCCCUUCGCGUACGGCGGAUGCCGCGGCAACCGGAAUAAUUUCCUAACGGCGGACGAGUGCGGCAACACCUGCGGCGUCGUGCGAGCUGCUCUUACCGGCCAGGCCUUCAACCAGACCGUAAGCCGAGAGCAAACACCCACCGACUCGUUGAGCCCUCCUCCGCUACCUCCUCCCGUGGAUUGCGUGGUGACGCGUUGGUCAAAUUGGUCGCGGUGCAGUGUCACUUGCGGCGUGGGUCGCGUCACGAGUUACCGUACCAUCGAGCGAGAGGCUGCAAACGGCGGCCGUCCCUGCCCGAAGAAGCUGCACCGUCGCUACCGCUGCGAGCUGGCGCCGUGCGAAUUCAGCGAGAAGUGACGAAUCGAGAGGAGAGAGAGAGAGAGAGCUCUACACUCGACGGCAUUUAAAUAGCUAUAGGUAUAUACGUAGUAUAGAUUAAAGAAUACUCAGGCGAAGGAUCUGUCAAAAAAAGAUAGUUUAAUUACAUCUGCAAAGAGGUAAAUCUCUGUAAAGUUUUAAUCUUAGAACGUACGAGACCUAAGCCAUAUACACGAAUGCAUAACGUGGAUUUAUUGUGUCCCGUGCGCAAUUUGAUUAUUUCUUAUACUUUUUUCCCGCUCGUUUUCGAUUUCCUUCUUAUUACGCCAGAGAAGCGCUAAUGGCAACGAAAGAAAAAGAAAUAAUUAUUUAAAACGUUAAUUUAAUCGCUAUAAAAACAUUUUCGAUUAUCCGUGUGUAUUGGAAACGAAAAUACUCUAACGACUUUACACGUUCCACUUUCGCAAAGUGAAUCCACGUUGAACAUUCAAAUUAAUAUUAAUCGAUGCCUUCAUAGACUAUCAGUGUACAUUACUGCCGGUCCACCAUUGCCGAUAUUUGCCUCUUUUCGAAUUUAAUCGCGUUACAAACACUAUGCUCGCGUUCGAUCCUUCCUACAAAAUGCUGGAUACGAAAAUAAAUGGAUUAUCAGAAUAAGUGAUAUUUUAUUAAUGGCCAUUUCGUUCGCUGCCUGCUGAUUCCCAUCGAAUUUCCCCAAUCGAUAUUACAAAACGCGGAGUCGACGUAAUUGCUUUAUAUCGGAUGAAACGUUUGUCCCUCGCAAUGUAUCCGUUCAAAUUUUAUUUAUCCGAAUCUCCCCGCGUCCGUUUGCAAAUUAAUAUCGUAUUUAUCAAACGAGGUGGUUAACCGUAGUAUCAAAUUUGCUACACGGUGGAAAGAAUGAAGAGGGGUCUGCACUUUUUUUUUUUAAACAAUUCGCUAACAUUGUGACACAAGUAGAUAAAACGCGCUUGAAAUUAAAUUCGGAGCGGACUCGAUAACCAAUUGAUGCUCCCGCUAUUCUCGCGUUUUUGCAGCUGCACGUUUUCGAAAUGUGAUACGUCGCCUCGAGCAACGUAUACGUUUGCGUCGAGCGAUUAAUGCCGCGUCUGUUAUCCUUAAUCCGCGCCUGUUUCGACGUUGCAAUUCAUCGCGCUCAUAAUUCACUCGAAAUUACGAUCAGCUGUCUUUGGAAAACAUUCAAAAUCGAGCCGAUCUUUCUCGACGCGCCGCUACGCUUUUCCAUUAUUUUCCGCGUGACACACGUAUGUACGUUUUCACGCAACUCACAGAUGAUAGUAUGUAUAGAAACACGAGCAAAUAGAAAAUUUUCCGCCACUUUCACACGUCUGUAACCGUGAGAGAAAAUUCGAUUGGAUUCGCAGGACGUUGUCGUUUUAUUCAAAAUAAUAGCCGAGCUCUUAAUCUCGCGCCUAUUGAAAUCAGUUCCACUUGCGGUUUCGUUCACCUUUCUUUUCCCUCCUUUCCUUUCGCAACAAACAUUCGCUAAUUACUACCAACUGGGAAAUCUAGUUUCACACAGUUACGUUAUACAAUCUCAAUAUAAAUAAUACACGUAGGUGGUAUAAUGACUAAAUCACUAUACAUCUACCAAGAGCGCCAAACCGUCACAUUACUGUCCCUUUUCUUAGAUCAUACACUAGUUCUCUAUAUGUAAUAUCAAUUAUUGAACAAUAAAACAUUCUUUUACAGAG
Wasmannia auropunctata (little fire ant) is the source of this 4302-nucleotide messenger RNA. It is a transcript of the gene fat-spondin, whose product is annotated as spondin-1. The transcript has 13 exons. Gene Ontology annotation, biological process: cell adhesion. Lineage: Eukaryota; Metazoa; Arthropoda; Insecta; Hymenoptera; Formicidae. The record is from RefSeq and is a predicted model, not a curated record. Gene Ontology annotation, molecular function: serine-type endopeptidase inhibitor activity. Gene Ontology annotation, cellular component: extracellular matrix. The coding region runs from base 329 to 2626 and encodes 765 amino acids.